GGCAGGAGCUGGCUACAUCUCAGGGGUUGUGGUGGAGGUGACAGGAGGAUUGGAGCGGCCAGUGGAGGCUUCCCCAGCCCCCGGCCCCCGGACCAUGUCCCGCCGCAAACAAGGCAGCAAACCGCAGCACCGCAGCGAACUGAGCCGUGAGGACGCGGAGUUGGUUGAGGUUUCGAGCCAGAAGGUUGCCAUGGCGCCCCAGCCCGGCCUACGGAACCAGGACCUCCUGACCUGUGGGCAGUGUGGCCGCAAUUUCCUGCUUAGCAACAUCCUCGGCUUUAUUGAGCACAAGAGAAGCCGCUGUCAGCGGCUUGUCCACCUCCGAGACUCACACGGGGACCCGCGCUCCCCACUCGCCGACCAGCAGGCAGAGGUGGACCCUCUGGUGACCCGCGAGGGCAGGCAAAUAGCAAGCAUGUCAGAGAUCGGAACGCAGGAGAGUACUGUGAGAGAUGAGUUGGAGCCGGCUUAUUACAUCUGCACCUCGUGUGAAGAACCCUUCUCCAGCGCCAGGGUCCUGCUGCGUCAUGCCCAGUACCACCACGGCCUCCACAUCUACUUGGAACUGGAUGACUCGGAAAGGAUGGGCGUCUCACCCUCGUCCGGCACUGACCAGCCCCCGGCCGCCGCCGUCCCCUCCGUCCCCUUCGAGGGGCCUCAGUGCCCCGAGGCCCGGUUCCGCGGCCUCUCCCCCACCGGCUCCUUGCUGUUCACCCCUCCCCUCCGCUGCCCGCCGGAUUACAGCGACAGCGGCUCCGAGGAGGCCAGCAACCCCGCCCCGCCCCCCACCGCGGAGCCGGCCUUCCCCCGCCGGCCGCCGGGGAAGGAGAUGGACUUCUCCCGGCGGCUGCGGAAGCUCGCGGGCGGGAUCGGGGCCUCCUCCCGGCCGCCCUCCCCCUCCCCGCCCCCACCCCCCGCCGGCUCCUUUAGGCCCCACGGCCGCAGCAAGGAGUGCGAGUUCUGCGGCAAGAGCUUCAAGUUCCCCAGCAACCUGGUGGUGCACCGGCGGAGCCACACGGGGGAGAAGCCCUACCGCUGCCCCUUCUGCGACCACGCCUGCAGCCAGUCCAGCAAGCUGAAGCGCCACAUGAAGACCCACCUCAACCACGCCGGCGUCUUCAACGGCUGGGCCAGCCCCCCGCCCGAGGGGGCCCUCAAGGAGGAGAGCUACCGGCACCGCGCCUGCCCAGCGCUCGGCCAGGAGAACGGCGCCCGCGAGGACGUGGACGGACGCGCCAGGCCCCAGAGCCGGGGCUAUUCGGCUGUCGGCGUCAGCGCGCUGCUGGCCGGGCAGGACGACCUCGACUUGAAGAUUAAAGUCCUAAAGGAGGAGCCAGAGUUGGGUGAGGACCUGCAGCCCGGGGACCUCAAGGGGCAGUCGGACUGUGAGGGGAAUGAGGCCCUGUCCGAAUCGGAACGCUUCAACACGGAAGGGGAUGUCGACUUUGCCGACGGUGAAACCGAGCCUGCCAGGGCCUCCCCACCGCCGCCGGGCCUCGCCAACGGCUUUGGCUUCCACUCCAAGCGGCUCCUCGGGCCUCCGGCUGGCCCCAGCUUCCUGCGGGUGCCCCUCAAGCCGGUCAAGGCCGAGAAGGACCUCCUGUCGGAGGAGGCCAGCCGGAACUUCUACUCCCGGUGGCUGGCCGACUGCGCGGCCUCCCGGAAGCCGCCGGGGGGGCGCCCCCCCUCCUCCUCCGCCGCCGCCCGGGCCUCCCCGUCCUCCGAGAACUCGGGCGAGAACGCCGGCUCCUGCUCCUCCAGCCCCCCCCGGGAUGCCUCGGCGGACAGCGGCACGGCCAGCGGGCACAGCACGCCGAAGCGGGUGGGCCUCGGGCGGGGGGGGGGAGGAGGAGACGGCCGGCGCCGCAACACCUGCGAGUUCUGCGGCAAGACGUUCCGCAACGCCAGCAACCUGACGGUGCACCGGCGCAGCCACACCGGCGAGAGGCCGUACCGCUGCGAGCUCUGCAGCUACGCCUGCACCCAGAGCAGCAAGCUGACUCGCCACAUGAAGACGCACAUGCAGCCGGGCAAGGAGGUCUUCCGCUGCAACACCUGCAACAUCCCCUUCAGCAUCUACAGCACCCUGGAGAAGCACAUGAAGAAACGCCACAGCGAGCACCUCCAGGAGCCCCAGCUAUCCAACUAAGGGGGCCGUCACCCACCAGGUUUAUUGGGCGGCUUUGGGGUGUGUACAAGGCCUGAACGGACCCUCCCCCCCCUCCCCCCCACCCCCCAAUAGGGAAAAGUGGGAGGGUGGGGGGGGCAUUAGGUGGAGGGUGUAGUAAGGAAAAUUUCUCUGGUCAUUCUGCGCAGAAGUACAAUCCCUGGGCCAAAUGGCCUGUUCCUACAUUGCUAAAAUCUGAUAUGGUUCCCGUACAGAGGAAUUUUCCUCCCAUUCUCUCUCCCAGUGUUUUUGGUGUUUGAAGUUUUAGUAGGCAUUCCAAUCUUGACCAUAGCAACAGGGGUGGGGUGGGGUGGGCAAGCCCCUUGGCAACCAAGACCCAAGUGAUACCUCGAGACUCUUUGUCGGUCAGUUCUUGGUUCGCAUGUGUUUCCUGAGGCUGGAUUAUGUUAUCUCUGGUGAAUGGACGGGCGAAGCAGGGGUAAGGUGAUGAGCGAGCGGUGGGUAGUGUUGGGGAGGAGGAAGGGGUAUGGAUAAAGGAGAGGAGGUGAAGGUCUGGGGGGGGGGGUGAGCAAUGUGUCCAACGCGUCGGCGCAGCCAAUGGGAACGCCGGGAGGGAGAGUCUUCAGCCAGAGGAGCUGAACUCGAACGUCCUGUGAGAGCAUUUUUCUUUAGUGUCACUUUUCCUUGUUGGCAAUGAGGAGCGAGGCAUCGGCUCACCACUCCAAGGAAGUGCCUUAAAAGCUAGACAUGCCCGCGUGCAAACUCCACGGGUGGUCUCCACACUGGACAAGAGACAAUGGCAGAGAGUGACCCACGCAUGUGCCAGCGCAGUGCCGUGGCAAGUGCCCAGGGCAAUGGCUGAGUUCCCUCCUCACCUUCUGCUGGCUUGUAUGGUUACCAACCUUGGUCGGACACAUCCCUGGAACCUUCCACCUCCAAUUGCUCCCCCUCCCGCACCCUCAUUGGCUUCCUGACACUCACUCCUCCCCUUCCCCACCCCCACUAAUGACAGGCCUUUCCAAGUUUGGAAUUGGUUCUGAUGCACUCCAAGGCGGAAUAGCCAAGGCUCAUUGUCAAGACUCACACGUGAAGAAAGGCCCGUUGGAUAGGACAGUGAAAAGGGGGAUGGAUAUCUCAGUCCCAGUGAUCACGGAGCUUGUUGCCCCUUCUUUCAAAGUGACUUUCAUGUUAGCGGGUCCCCCUUAUGGGUCAGAAGCGAAGCCCCCUCUCCCCUUAGGCCCCAGGUAACAGACUGAGGCUGCCGCAGAGGGUAUCUGCCUCGGCCUAGCUCUCAUCCUGUGCUGCCCCUCGUGACCCAUCCCCAGGGUCUCGAACUCCUGUCAGCUCCUUUAGGAGGGAGACCCGGGUUGGUGGGAGGGAACGCCCACCUGCGAAUGGGCAGUGCAGUUGGAGGUGCCCACCAUUUUCUCACUGCACUGGGUUAACUUUGUGGGGACCUGGCCCCCUUAUGCCAUUAGAGCCACAGGGAAGAAACCAACUGGGGUGGCAAGGGUGGGAGGAGGGGGUCAGAGUUGAGAGUCACCAACUGAGGCACCUCAUUUGUGGAUAGGGUCACUGGCUCUUCCCUUGUGACUGGUAUUUUAUGCUGCCCUUUUCACAAUCUAACCAACAGGAGGAGGCCAUUCAGCCCCUCAAGCCUGCUCUGCCAUUCAUUUAAAUCAUGCUGCACCUGUAUCUACAUUACAGCCCUUUCAUUGGUUGUGGGACAUCCAGAGGUUGUGAAAGGCGCUAUAUAAAUGGAAGACUUUUACCUUGACUCCAUUUGUCUGCCUUUGCUCCGUAUCCCUUGAGAUUCAUACCCAACAAAAAUCCAUCCAUUUCAGCCUUGGAAGUUCCCAUUGACCCCUGGCCACCCCACCCCCCCCGCCCAACCCCCAGCCACACACACACACACAAACACCAGCAUUUUGAGGGAACAAGUUCCAAAUUUCCAGCACCCUUUGGUUGGAAAGACGUUUUCUGAUUUUACCCCAGAACAGCCUGAAUGUUGUGGAGACUGCGCCGCCUCCUGUGGUGGAUCUCCCCUCCCUGGAGAUGGCAGAGAUGAUGCCGAGGUGAUCUCUGUAAUUCCGUUCAAGAAUCCAGCACACGAGGUCCAAUCACCUUUGACACAGCCUGCAGCAAUUUAACUUUGGUUACUCUAUCUACCCUGUUCAUGACAACAAUUUGCAUUGGCGUAGCCCCCCCCCUCCCAAUGUCCCAAAGCGCUUUACAGGAGUGUUAUCAACCAAUCUAAUGCUGGGCCACUUGAGGAGACCAUAAGACAUAGGAGCAGAACUUCGGCCAUUCGGCCCAUCGAAUCUGCUCCGCCAUUCAAUCAUGGCUGAUGUUUCUCAACCCCAUUCUCUAACCUUUGAUCCCCUUACCAAUCAA
Molecule: messenger RNA, 4522 nt
Organism: Carcharodon carcharias (great white shark)
Lineage: Eukaryota; Metazoa; Chordata; Chondrichthyes; Lamniformes; Lamnidae
Gene: znf296
Product: zinc finger protein 296
Exons: 4
Coding region: 95-2149 (684 amino acids)
Biological process (GO): positive regulation of transcription by RNA polymerase II
Cellular component (GO): nucleus
Molecular function (GO): RNA polymerase II cis-regulatory region sequence-specific DNA binding; DNA-binding transcription factor activity
Source: RefSeq, a predicted model, not a curated record